AUGGACCUGGGGUUAACCACAUUUUCUGUGGCUGUUGAGGUUCCCUCAGUGGACAAGAGACACCCUUUUGUGAUGGCCCUGGAAAUAGGCAAAGUGGCUUUCUCAUCUUUUAAGGAAACAAAUCGUGUGGAGGAGGCCAUACCUCACCAAAAUGAUCAGCAUGAAAUAGUUGAGACAACAAGCCUUUCAGAGGAACUAUCUAAAGUGCCAUUUAGGCACAGCUACAAUAAACAGUCUGAGCAUUGCAAUGAGGAAGCAUUCAGAGUUGUUGCUGAGGAAGACUCAACAGUUCAACAUACUAUUCCUAAAGAAACGGUUAAUUUACCAGUAUCAGAACCUUCAGAAAUUAUACGAUUGAAAGACCCUAUCCCUGAUGAAGAUACUGAUACACAGGACACUUCUUGUUUGUCUGGAAUUACUUCGGCACUUUCAAAUGCCUAUUCUCGUUAUAAAGUAACUACAGGCAGAAUGAAAAAGUCAUUUGCCAGUGCAGUAUCUUACAUCCAUCCACGCCACCAUGUAGAGGAAUCACUAGCUGAUCCUCACACGACUGUUCCUCAAGAGAAGCAUAAUGAGCAAAUGAAAUAUGCAGUAGAGAAAACAUUCACAAAAGAAGAGUGUUAUGCUUCAACCACUCCAGCACUUUCUUUACAACCAUCUUGGAGACAAGCAGAGGAUGCGUCAAAGACUUCCACUAAUGAGUGCCUUUCUGCACAUUCUACAUCAAACAUUCCUUCAAACAUGCAUCUUGCAGCAGAGAUAUUUGCUUCUGAGACUGGCACUGAGCCAUUAGACCUUGUGUCACAACCAGCUAUGACUGCAGAAUACCUGUCGACAGAAGGCAGUUUUUCAUCUCUCACAAAAGAAAAACCUACAGAAAAAAAUCCUGAUGAAGAGAGCAUUCUAUCUUCUCAAGGAUGGGGAGAACCUACAGAGAAGAUUGCUUCUGAGGACCAUACUCCUUCAUUUCAUUCUGCAAAAGAGUCCUCAGAUAUUAUUCCUUUUGAGGAUUGUGCCCAUUCUUCUCAUUUACAAACAGUUGUCCCAGUAUUGCGGUUUCACAUGGCUACAAGUAAUUAUUCCACUAGAAAAGGAAGAAAUGGCUACAAACUUUCACAUACAGAGAGUUGUUCAAGUUGGGAAACUUACAAUGACUCGGAUGAGUAUUCAUAUUUAAAGGAAAACCCAACAAAUCAGAUUGUACCAAAGGAUGAAGAAUCAGUAUUACAGACGUUACCAACUCCAUCUGAUUAUGUGCCAGAAGAAGAAAAAAGACAUUGUUAUCGAGUCUCCCAUACAGAGAGCUUUUCCAGCUGGGAAUGUUAUGAGGAUUCAGAUGAGGAUUUGUGUCUAAACCAGAACCCAGAAAAUCAGGCUGUGCCAGAGGAUAAAGAGUGCGAGUAUUCUACCAGCUGCAAAACUGAUGUUACAGCUGAUGGGAAUUUAAAUGAAGAUGCAGAGCAGCAACAACAAAGCCCAGAUAAUACAUCCAUGCCAGACAACAGCUCUCAACAACAGAGUCCUCCAAGUAUUACCUCAUACAUUUGGCCUGUCUUCGUGCACUUGAUGAUUUUCUGGUAUAUGGCUGACGAUUACAGUCAGCACAGAAGAGUAUCUGCUGAUAUUGAAAAUGUAAUCCGUCAACUUUUCAAUUUGUGACUUUGAAAUAAAACUAACUUUGGCAUAAAUUCACAUUACAAAUAGUGGAGACAGAGAAUUCAAACUCUGACCUGUACUUUUCACCAGGGAUCACCUGAAAUAAGCUUAUGACUUUUUUUUCAUCACUCCUGAUAACACUAUAAGUACAGAAUUUAAUUUUAAGCAUGUAUAUUCAUUUGGAAUGACAC
This is a messenger RNA of Protopterus annectens (West African lungfish), 1847 nucleotides long. RefSeq lists its product as uncharacterized. The record is from RefSeq and is a predicted model, not a curated record. Bases 1 to 1659 code for a protein of 552 amino acids. NCBI's taxonomy places the organism in Eukaryota, Metazoa, Chordata, Ceratodontiformes, Protopteridae. The transcript is spliced from 6 exons.